CCGGAACUUCACUACAGCAUUCCCACGUCUUUCCUCUUCAUUUCAUCCAUGAUAUGUUCAUGCUACGUCCACUCCAUCAUGUUUCACCUAUCUUUGGAGGGCAGAUACGAAUGGCAGCUACAGAUACGGCGCGGGAGAUCCAGUAGAUGAACGAUCCAAGUCACAACCAUCGAAUGAAAAUACCGCAAUCGUGAUCAAACCACUGAGUCGGAACCUCUUUCCAAUUCGCUGCACCUGUACAACACACACUGCUACGCAGUAUAGUACUAGUUAUCUGCCUUUGAUGGAACAGCUUGCAGGAUCCUCUUUGAGAUCGAUAUCACUGUUGGUCGACUUAGCUUCAUUCAAUGCGGUUCUCAUCCUAACGAUAAAGACUUCAUGCUGUCCUUUAGUGGGGUUGGCGAGAACGGAUGCAUAGCAGGCACAGACAAACAUGGUGAGAUGUGAUCAUCUGCCGAGAUCUUCUUGCUCGUCUUGACGACGUAGUGUUAGAUGGUCUAUCGUAAGUUAUGGUUUAUAUCGCGCUGUUCGCUCUUUGCAUAUUCACGUCCAAGUCAUGCGCCAGGGUGAAACACGAGGUCUAACCCUCUACAUCUUGUUGACGGUCACUCUCUUUGCGGUAGCGACAAGCAUGUGGGCCGUAGACGCCACUAGGAGUCUAUUCUGGAAUUCACGUCCGCAGAGACGCGGGAUCUUUUGCCUCUUUACGAUUUGGCACUCAAGGCUAUUACAUAGGAAGGAUCAUCGAAGAACUGGAGAUAUGAACAAGAUCAUCCUUGAAUUAGGACUCCCCUUGUGAUUAUAGUACAUUUAAGCAUCACGAAUGCAGAUUCUCAGUAUCAAACAC
Messenger RNA from Marasmius oreades (fairy-ring Marasmius), 847 nucleotides. RefSeq lists its product as uncharacterized. The record is from RefSeq and is a predicted model, not a curated record. Lineage: Eukaryota; Fungi; Basidiomycota; Agaricomycetes; Agaricales; Marasmiaceae. The transcript has 4 exons. Bases 557 to 799 code for a protein of 80 amino acids.